AGAGUUUAUUUGACCACUGCCCGAUUGUUUUUGGCUUGCUCUAGCGUUUAUCUUUCUUUAUUGACACUGUACUUAGUAACACUUUAGAAGGUUGGACUGUAUUAACAAAUAUUAAAAUAAUCGCAACAUUUUCGAAUUGUAACGGUAUUUAUAUGGAUCGAUUGGUGUUUUAAAUUCAGUAACUUGAAGGGCAUAGAAACGUAACCACUGAUAAGCAAAAAACGCUAAGACACCACAAUUUGGAAAAUGUCGAAUAAAGAAGUAUUAAUACGUACUAAGCACGAAAUUCUUGAAAAAAUGGAAAGUCGAAGCGCUUACAAUGUUUUAAAAGCUUUUGCGAGAAAUUCGAGAAAAGGAAUACAAUUUUUAGUUUGGGGCUUCUUUAUCACGACUUUUCAAUUGUUUUAUAUCCGAAUGUCAUAUAAUGUGAAUAGGAGCCCUUUAGAGGACACUGUCGAAAUAACAGUAAAUAAAAGUGCUAGUACAAAGCUUUUUAAUGUCACAGACUCAUACCUUAGCAUGGCAAAUGAUAAUGAAACGCAAACCAAAUACUUUAUCUACACAUCACAGUGUCGAAUUCCCUAUGUGGAUCCUUUCGACGGGGGUGUGUCAGAAUUCUUUAACCCAAAAGAUUUUAAAUACACCAAUUGUGCAAACGACGAAUCAUUCAUAACAAUCAACUAUCAGGUUCAUGGACGACAAUACCUUCUACACAUGAAUAUGGAGGCAAUAGAAAGAGCCGUUAAGCCGUUAAAUGCCAGCACGAGGGAUGUGCGCUGUUGCUAUCAGCAAAUAGUCAGAGCUGAAAUCGGUGGAAAGACUGACAGCAAUUAUAAGCUUUUAAAUUGCGUAAUAUUCCAUCAGAACUUUAUCGUGCCUCAACACAUCGAUUACAUAAUUACAGAGUGUUACGUUGAUAAGGAAUCAAAGAGAACUAUACAAAAGGACGCCUUUUCUUUUAUACAGACACCCACAGUGGUUCAGCUGAAAAAUGUUACCGGAUCUGCAAGUAAAAACCAAUCGGCGGUACUAGAUGCAAUUAAGCCAAGCGUUUUAUUGUUUGGCAUUGACGCUUUGUCGCGCAUAAACCUGCGACGCACUAUGCCACUGACAUUUAAGUACCUGCAAAGUAACCAAUGGUUUGAGAGUAAUAAUAAGAACGUUCGAUCUAUUACGUUCGAUCUAUUACUUUCGGAUCAUGGUAUGCGUUGGGGUCCAUUAUUGCAGUUAAAAUCAGGAUUCUUGGAAGAACGAUUACCCACAAUGUUUAUAUCGAUACCGUCGUGGUACCAAAACAAAUAUCCGGAUUUUAUGAAAAACCUACAAAUAAAUCAGCGGCGUUUAACGACACCCUAUGACAUUUAUGCGACCAUGAAACAUAUACUCGAGGUGGUUGAACCGGAAAAAGAAUUUCCUUACCUCAAUGGCACCAUACAUGGUGUAAGCAUUUUUCGUGAAAUACCAGAGGAUCGCACCUGUGAUAAUGCCGGCAUUCCCGAGCAUUGGUGCGCUUGUGUACCAUAUGAAAUUGUGCCCACAAGUGAUGAAGUCGCGAAGAAUGUAACGGCAUUAGUGUUAGGCGAAAUGAUUCAAUAUCUGGUUAAUAAAAAUAUUAGCGACAAAUGUGCCGAAUUAAAAUUAGAAACAAUCGACAGUUCUCAAACGAAAAUGAUCAAAAUACCGAAUGAGUCCACAUACCGUAUAAGUUUCGAAGCCAAUCCGGAAAAAGUGAGAUUUCAGGCUACGUUCGUUUAUAAUAUAACAACAAAUACAAUCAAAACAGACGUGGAAGAUAUCUCGCGUCUAGAUUCGUAUGCAAAAACUUCCAACUGCAUUGAUUUGAAAGAGGAAAAGAAAUAUUGCAUUUGUAACAAAUAAUGCUACGAAUACGAUUUGAGGAAAGCUUCGAAUAGUUUCAACCUCCCAAGAGGUAAAAGUGGAUGCAAAAUUUAUAAAUGUAAAUAGUAGUUUUAAAA
Bactrocera dorsalis (oriental fruit fly) is the source of this 1976-nucleotide messenger RNA. RefSeq lists its product as uncharacterized. Bases 247 to 1878 code for a protein of 543 amino acids. The record is from RefSeq and is a predicted model, not a curated record. The transcript is spliced from 5 exons. Lineage: Eukaryota; Metazoa; Arthropoda; Insecta; Diptera; Tephritidae.